CGGCUCGGGCGGCCCCUUUGAGGAGCACGCUUGGCAGGACUGAGGGGGAGGACCGGUUGCGGAGGCCCAUGGCGAGCGGGGUUAUUAAAUGCAAGGCCGCUGUUGCCUGGGAGGCAGGUAAACCACUCUCUAUAGAAGAGGUAGAGGUUGCACCACCAAAAGCACAUGAAGUCCGUAUUAAGGUUGUUGCCACUGCUGUCUGUCACACAGAUGCCUAUACGCUGAGUGGUGCUGAUCCUGAGGGGUGUUUCCCAGUGAUUUUGGGUCACGAAGGAGCAGGAAUUGUGGAGAGUGUUGGGGAAGGAGUAACUAAAUUAAAACCAGGUGACACAGUCAUCCCACUGUACGUCCCACAAUGUGGAGAAUGCAAGUUCUGUUUGAACCCUAAAACCAAUCUCUGCCAAAAGAUAAGAGUUACCCAAGGAAAAGGACUGAUGCCCGAUGGUACCAGCAGGUUCACCUGCAAAGGGAAGCAAAUUUACCACUUCAUGGGGACUAGCACCUUCUCUGAAUACACCAUUGUGGCUGACAUCUCUGUGGCUAAAAUUGAUGCUGCUGCUCCUCUGGAUAAAGUUUGCCUAUUGGGCUGUGGAAUUUCAACAGGCUAUGGCGCUGCCAUCAACACUGCCAAGGUGGAACCUGGUUCUACCUGUGCUGUCUUUGGAUUGGGAGGAGUUGGGCUGGCAGUUAUUAUGGGCUGUAAAGUGGCUGGAGCUUCCCGGAUCAUCGGCGUUGAUCUCAACGAAGAUAAAUUUGCCAAGGCUAAAGAGUUUGGAGCCACUGAGUGCAUCAACCCUCAGGACUUCAAGAAGCCCAUACAGGAGGUGCUGGUUGAGCUUACUGAUGGUGGAGUGGACUACUCUUUUGAGUGCAUUGGGAAUGUUGGUGUCAUGAGGGCUGCCUUGGAAUCCUGUCACAAAGGCUGGGGAGUCAGUGUGAUAGUUGGAGUAGCUGCUGCUGGUCAGGAGAUCUCUACCCGUCCCUUCCAACUAGUAACAGGUCGCACGUGGAAAGGGACUGCCUUUGGAGGUUGGAAGAGUGUAGAGAGUGUACCAAAGCUGGUGGCUGAAUACAUGUCAAAAAAGAUCAAAGUUGAUGAAUUUGUGACUCACACUCUGCCUUUUGACAAAAUUAAUGAGGCUUUUGAACUGAUGCAUGCAGGGAAGAGGUUAGUGCUGCAACAUCAACCUCUAUUUUGGGUGGGGACAGGUGAAAGGCAAGGAAAAUUACAAUGGUUGGUGUUUGAGCAGAGGAGGAAACAAACCAUAAACUGGAAAAAGAAAGAACUAAAGCCAUAAAGGACAAAAAUAAAAAAAGCUAACUUCAAGCACCAGAAUAAAAGUAAAGACCGAGAAGGAAAUAACAAAAGAAAGUACUUGGAUAUUAAAAUCUCAAACUUAAUUCAGAACAGUUAGCAUUUUAGAUUACACUAGAACUUCAGAGUUACAAACUGACCAAUCAACCACA
Molecule: messenger RNA, 1467 nt
Organism: Emys orbicularis (European pond turtle)
Lineage: Eukaryota; Metazoa; Chordata; Testudines; Emydidae
Product: alcohol dehydrogenase class-3
Exons: 9
Coding region: 69-1298 (409 amino acids)
Biological process (GO): formaldehyde catabolic process
Cellular component (GO): cytosol
Molecular function (GO): S-(hydroxymethyl)glutathione dehydrogenase [NAD(P)+] activity; zinc ion binding
Source: RefSeq, a predicted model, not a curated record